Saprolegnia diclina VS20 is the source of this 552-nucleotide messenger RNA. RefSeq names its product D-tyrosyl-tRNA(Tyr) deacylase. Gene Ontology annotation, biological process: tRNA metabolic process. The annotation marks the transcript as partial. Gene Ontology annotation, cellular component: cytoplasm. The transcript has 4 exons. Lineage: Eukaryota; Oomycota; Saprolegniomycetes; Saprolegniales; Saprolegniaceae. Gene Ontology annotation, molecular function: D-tyrosyl-tRNA(Tyr) deacylase activity. The record is from RefSeq and is a predicted model, not a curated record.
AGCAGAGACGCCAAGAGCAGCUUCAGUUUUCAUGAAGCUUGUGAUCCAGCGUGUGACCAGCGGCGGCGUCAAGGUCGACGGGCAGACCGUGGGCAGCAUCUCCAAGGGCGUCGUCUGCCUCGUUGGCAUUGGUCGCGACGACACGGAAGACGACGCGGAAUGGUGCUGUCGGCGCAUCUUGAACGCUCGCCUUUGGCCCAACGACGACGGAAAGGCGUGGAUGACAUCCGUGCUCCAAAAUAACUUUCAGGUGCUCAUGGUCAGUCAGUUUACGUUGCAUGGCUACAUGAACGGCAACAAGCCUGACUUUCAUCUCUCCAUGGCACCGGAACCAGCAAAAGUGCUCUUUGACAACCUUGUCACGCGUGUUCGGAAAGCUCACACGGCGCCCGAUCAGGUGCAAGAAGGCGUGUUUGGAGCUUACAUGGAAGUGUCCCUCGUCGGGGACGGACCAGUGACGAUGAAUUUGGAUUCCAAGGUGCGCAAGUAAGAUCGUGCAGUGUGCUACAUGCCGCAUUCUGUAAAAGCGUAAAUGAAACUUUGUAUUGCAAA